Molecule: messenger RNA, 354 nt
Organism: Porites lobata
Lineage: Eukaryota; Metazoa; Cnidaria; Anthozoa; Scleractinia; Poritidae
Source: the annotation of a GenBank genome assembly
AUGCAUAUUACGCUCACUUUCAUAAAUUUACACUGGUUACCAGUAAGAUAUAGAAUUAAUUUUAAAAUUUUAUUACUUACUUUCAAAGCCCUCUAUGGCGUGGCACCUAGUUACAUCAUUGAUUUUAUUCAUACUAAGAUUAAUUCGCGCUAUUUGCUGCUCUCCAAUGAAGGUGUUUUAUUAAAGCAUCCGUCAUGGAAAAUGAAAAAGUCACUUGGUGACAGAUCCUUCAGUGUGGCUGCGCCCACUUUAUGGAACGCUCUUCCUGUUAGCCUCCGCAGCAUCAAAUGUAUUUCUACUUUUAAGUCUAAUCUUAAAACUUAUUUUUUUAAACUAUCUUUUAAUAUCUGUUAG